AUGGGGGGGGAGGAGGGCGGAACGCUUGUCUCUCCGCGGAUGGGUGGGGACAGACCAGUUGGCUCCCCGCGCGCGAUCCCCAAGUCGCACUCCGCCGCGCGCGCAGCGGGGGGGGGUUUCGGGGGGAGCGCGCGGGAGCGCUUGCAGUCCCCCCUGGCGGAAGACGCGGAGGAAAUUAUGUCGCCUUCUAGGGGGCGCUCUGUGAGUAAGUGGGUGGAGGAGUCUAUUCAAGAAGGGGGAGCGGGCGCGGGGCCGGGGGGAGCAGGCGCAGGGGGAGGGGAGCGGGUUCCCGCAAACAUGCGGUUUGCGCGACGGUGCAGGUCGGUGCAAGUGUAUAACGCAGGAGAUGACCCGGAUAGUAAGAUCAACCGGUCUGCUUCUAGCGCGUCCGAGGCUAAAGCUGCGCUCGGGGGAGCAGGGGCGGGAGGGGGCGGGGGAGCGGGUGGGGCGAGCAGCGGCGGCGGGCGACCGAUUUCGCCGGAUCGCGAAAGCAUGUCGUCAACUUCGUCGUCUGUGCGACGGUACCAUCCGAAACACGGAGACGACGAUAUCGGGUACGAAGAUGGGGAGAGGCGGCCCCGGCGCAGGGCGUUAGGGGACGAAGACGAUAUGGGCAGGCGCGCGGGGAGCAUGCGGGAGCGGGGGGACGGCGGGUUUGAACACACUCCCCGCACGCCCCCACCGCGCAUGCGCUCGAGAUACGCGGAUGAGGGCGGGCCAAUGCGGUCUCCGCUUAGGCGGAGGCCCGCGGGGGAAAGAGAUCCGCACCGCCCGCCGUCCCGCCAGAGCUCUCAUGCCUCUGACGCGGGGGACCCCGCCUCCGCGCCGCGCCCGCCCUCGCGGAGCAGCGGAGCAGGGGGGGAAAUGCCCGCGCCCAGCCCCACGGGGAGGCUCCGAAGCGCAGCGGGCAGGCGGGGUGCGGCGGAACACGGGGAAGCGGGUGCGCGCCCGCGCACGCCCACGGGGAUGGAAAUGGGGGGACGGAUGGGGUUUGCGGGGGAGGGGCUGAGCCGCCCGAAAACGGCGGAUGUGCAUGGGCGGAGGGCGGGGGUCCCCCGUUCCGCGUCGACCACUGAGGGGACUCCGCUGGCGGGAAUGCUUUCCAAGGAGCGGGGGGAAAAGGGGGUUCCGCGCUCCGCGUCCGAAUUGGUGGAUGAUGAGGAGGAGGGGGGCGGGUACGGGGGGCACAGGGGCGGGCGGUACAGCGGCGCACUACUGUCGAGAACGGUUGGGGGACCCGAGGGGGAAUACGAUGACGAGGAGGAGGCGGAGGAGGAGCUGCGCGCAAUGGAGGAGAAGGAGCGCAGGCGCAGGCGCGCGGAACGCGCGCGCAGGAUGCGCGAGGAAGUCCCCGAGGGGAGCCAAAUGGACGGCGAGGAUGCGUUUGACGAGGAUUUCGACGAUGAGGAUGGCGGAUACGGGCGGAUGGGGACCGGGGGACGGGGGGAGAGGGAGCCGCGCAGGGGUUACAGGCGGCGUGAGGAGGAUAUUAUGAGGGAAGAGCACAGACGAUUAGCGUUGGAGUUAGAAAGAGAGAGGGAGGAGAGGCGGAAGCUUGCAGAGGAGUUGAAACGGCUGGAGAGGGAGACGAAGGAGAGGGAGGAGAGGAGGCGGAUGGAGAAGGAACGCAGGCGCGCGGAGAAAGAGAAGCUAGUGGCGGAAGUGGCCGCGCUGCAGCUGCCCGCGGGGGCGGACGCGGAGGACGGGGGGACGGGGGAGGGGAGGCGGACUCCGCGCAUGGGCGGGGGGAUGCUGUCCCCCUUUGGCGGAAGGCAGAAAACGCCUGAGCGGGAGCGGAGAGGGGGGAAUCGCCCUGUGACACCUGAGAGGAGACCUGUAACACCUGAGGGUAUGCAGGCUAGACUGACCAGGAAAAACCGGGAGGUGAUUCGGGCAGCCCGAAAAGAAGCAGCGGCAGGCGGGCAGGCGGAAAAGGCUGGGGAUGGAGGGCAGGCGGCGCUGCAGCAGGUGCUGGUUAACAUUCUGAAGCGGCCUUUUGCGGAUGUCAGGGAGUCUUAUAAGGUGGAUAAGAGCGAGCUGGGGCGGGGCAGGUUCGGAGUGAUCCGAGCCUGUGUGGAUCGGGUGACAGGGGAGAGGCUUGCGUGCAAGACGAUCAGCAAAGGCAUGCUGCAGGUACGGCGAGGUUGCAAGUUGUAA
Closterium sp. Yama58-4 is the source of this 2157-nucleotide messenger RNA. Lineage: Eukaryota; Viridiplantae; Streptophyta; Zygnematophyceae; Desmidiales; Closteriaceae. The record is from the annotation of a GenBank genome assembly.